This is a messenger RNA of Gastrolobium bilobum, 1478 nucleotides long. RefSeq names its product histone deacetylase 2. Bases 24 to 1202 code for a protein of 392 amino acids. The record is from RefSeq and is a predicted model, not a curated record. Gene Ontology annotation, molecular function: histone deacetylase activity. NCBI's taxonomy places the organism in Eukaryota, Viridiplantae, Streptophyta, Magnoliopsida, Fabales, Fabaceae. The transcript has 12 exons.
AACUAGCUAAGUCUUGCCGAUUCAUGAAUUUUAUUCCGAGAAUCGUUUCUGAGUCGACUCGGUUUCUCGGUGGUUCGGCCCUUAUUUUGUUGUUCAUAACGUUCGCCACCGUCAGAAAUUCUCAUUUUCUCAACCGGAAGCGUUCUCGUCAACCGUCGUUAUCGAUGUCGUCUUCUUCUUCCGCGAACGACGCGCGCAACCGCAUCCUCUCAAGCAAGCUCUACUUCGAUGUGCCUCCGUCCAAGGUUCCGCUUAUCUACUCCGAGUCUUACGAUAUAGCCUUUAUGGGAAUUGAAAAACUGCACCCUUUUGAUUCGUCUAAAUGGGGACGCAUUUGUCGAUUCCUCGUCUCCUUUGGUGUUCUAGAUAGAAAAUGUAUUGUUGAGCCUCUCGAAGCUUCCAACGAUGACCUUCUAGUGGUACACUCAGAAUCGUACUUGAAAAGCCUGAAGAAAAGUCCAAAUGUUGCUAUGAUAAUUGAGGUUCCUCCUGUGGCGUUACUUCCCAAUUUUAUUGUGCAACGUAAUGUUCUUUUCCCAUUCAGGAAGCAGGUUGGAGGAACUAUUUUGGCUGCAAAACUUGCAAAGGAGAGAGGAUGGGCCAUUAAUGUGGGAGGAGGCUUUCAUCACUGCUCUGCAGAAAAAGGAGGUGGAUUUUGUGUUUACGCAGAUAUUUCUCUCUGUGUCCACUUUGCUUUUGUUCGGUUGAAUAUAUCGAGGGUGAUGAUCAUUGAUCUUGAUGCCCAUCAAGGAAACGGUCAUGAAAUGGACUUUGGCGAUGACAGCCGAGUCUAUAUCCUGGAUAUGUACAACCCUGGAAUAUAUCCUUUGGAUUAUGAGGCGAGAAACUACAUAAAUCAGAAAGUUGAAGUAAAGAGUGGGACGCUUACAGAAGAGUACCUUCAAAAAUUAGAUGAAGCACUUGAGGUUGCUGGGCAUAGGUUUAACCCUGAGUUGGUAGUUUAUAAUGCUGGAACAGACAUCCUAGAAGGUGAUCCAUUAGGAAAGUUGAAGAUUAGUCCUGACGGGAUUGCCCUUAGAGAUGAGAAAGUUUUUCGGUUUGCUCGUGAGAGGAACAUUCCUAUUGUCAUGCUCACUUCAGGUGGUUACAUGAAGACAAGUGCUAGAGUCAUUGCAGAUUCUAUACUCAAUCUCUCGAAGAAAUGCUUGAUAGAAACGAAUGGAGGUCCAAAGGCUACAUAAGAGUGCUCCUGCACUUCCACAUUAUGAGAUUAUCCCGUGAUUUCAUGGUCCGUUGGAUUAUCCAAGGUACUUGAAGUAUCUGGGUUAUAAUGUUUCUAUAUCGGUGGAAACUUAUAUGUAUAGUAUUUGAUAAAAAGAAAAACAAAUAAAAUCAUACUUUAGAUGAAUAUGUGUUUUGCAUGUAUGAGUUGUACCAUGUCUGUAAAUACGAGUAUGUUAUACAUAAUGAGUUGUAAAUUAUGUAUUUGCGUGUAAAUUAAACAUAUAUUAUACAUA